Zalophus californianus (California sea lion) is the source of this 2552-nucleotide messenger RNA. RefSeq names its product translation initiation factor IF-2-like. Lineage: Eukaryota; Metazoa; Chordata; Mammalia; Carnivora; Otariidae. The coding region runs from base 1 to 957 and encodes 318 amino acids. The transcript has 5 exons. The record is from RefSeq and is a predicted model, not a curated record.
AUGGUCGCGACCAGGCUGUUCGAAGCCACGGGGCCGCCAGCUCGGCAGAGGGUCCAGGGCACAUGCCUGGGCCUGGGGGACCGGCCGACCCCUGGGGAUCUGCGAACGAAACCUGCCCCAGCUGGCUCAGCGCCCCAACCCGGGACCCCUCAGAGGCUCGUUCCGGGCCGCCCAGGCCAGACCAGCCUCCUGAGGCCAGCAACCCACGAAGCGCUGUCGGCACAUCCGCCGUCAGCCCCGAGGCCUGAGCAGGCGCUGACUAAGGGGCUGGCGGAGGAAGCGGCCCCCACGGGCCGAGGCGCGCUGCGGGGCCGAACGAGGGCGCGCUGCGGGGCCGAACGAGGGCGCGCUGCGGGGCCGAACGAGGGCGCGCUGCGGGGCCUCUCCCCUUGCGGCGGGGGCUGCCCGCCCUCCUGCCCGGCACCGGCCCGGGGCCCCGCGCCGCGGAGGUGUGCGCACCGGGCUCGCUGGCGGCCCCUCGAGUGCACGGGGCUCCGGCCAGCCGCCCGCGUGCAGGCCCGAGGCCCGAGCCCCCGCCUCUGGCUGCCAGCCCGCGCUCCGCAUUCACCGCGCUCGGCCCGGGCCCGCCUCUCGGCCGUUUUCGCUUUCGCUUUCCUGCCGCCCUCGUUGAGGAAAAUGAAAGUGACCGUGGCCGUGGCCCGGGCCCGCGCAGCAGCCGUCGAAGAGAGGGGCGAGGAGAGCGGCGGCGGUCGGCGUGGAGCCUGCGAGCUGGGGCCGCCGCCCGCACCAGAGGAGGUGGCAGCACGCCCUGGACUUCUCUACCCGGCAAAGCAGUCCCCAGGCUGGACCGCAGAGAAACAAGAAAAUGGACUCCCGGCUGCAGUCGGCAACGUGCCAGAAUUUACAGCCUGUUGGAGGGAGACAGCAUCAAGGUACCUGCGGUCUAGUGUGGUCCAGAAGCAGAUGGUCCUCCUGAUAUAUCGUCAGAAGCUGUGACAACCCAAAAUUGCCAAAUGUUCUCCCAGGGGGGAAAUCGCUCUUUGCUAAGAACCACUGCUCUACCUUGUAUCAAGAUCUUGCUGACCUAAUUAUUGAAGUUUGGUAUCUCAUGGGGCAAGAUCUCCCGCUUUGAUCUCCUUCUUUCAGAUUGUGUUGAUUAUUCUUGGACCCUCAUUCUUCCAUGUACAUUUUAGAAUCAGCUUUAUAAGUAGCAUGAAAAAAAUUGUCGGGAUUUUGAUAGGAUUUGUAUUGAAUUUAUAGAUCAGGUUCCAAAUGAUGGUAUUGACUUUUUGUAUCCAUGGUCAUGGUGGGUCUCUGUGUUUGUUAAGGUCCUUUUAAAAUUAUUUCAAUAAAGUUUUAAAUCAACUUUCAAUAAAGUUUUUCACAUUUUGUUAGAUUUACUCUUUGGCACCUUAUAUUUUUCUAAGUGUUAUAAAUGAUAUCUUCUUUAAGAGUAUAUUUCUAUUUGUUAGUGAUGUGUAACAAUGUAAUUGAUUCUGUAUAUUGAUCAAUCAGUUUGAUAAACUCUUACUACUUAUAAUCAUUUACUACCCCUACAUUCUUUUGGGUUUUAUUUUGUCAUUUUGCAUCAUCUGCAUAUAUAUAUAUAUAUAUGUAGAUAUUUGUGUCUGUACGUGAAUUUUGUUUCUUCUGUACAUGAAUUUUGUUUCUCCCAUUACAAUCCUCAUAUUUAUUAGUACUAUUUAUAAUCUUGCUGCAAAGGCCAGUACUUGCAGUCACAGUUUUUAAACAAAAUGGAGUUAACAUUAUCCAGGACCACCAGUAGCCCAUAUAAAGCUUCUGUGCAAAUUGGAAAAAGCCUUCUUCCUCAAUACCCUUUACUUCCAUCUGGUAGGAAAUGAUCAUGAUACAUAUUCAAAUCCACAAUGUCUAUGAUGUAAGAUGUUCUCCCUGGGGUUGUGCAGUGCACAUGGAGUGGUCCUGCACAUUCUUGCAUUGGUUCCUGCUUUUAUUGAUUGAUUGAUUGAUUGAUUGAUUGGGUGGGGAGGGGCAGAGGGAGAGGACGAGAGAGAAUCUCAAGUAGGCUCCACAGCAGGGCUUGAUCCCACAACCUCAAGAGUUGCCACUUAGCCGACUGAGCCACCCAGGCACCCCUGCAUUGUUCCUGCUUUUAAAGGGAUAUUUUUAAUGUAUCACCAUGGAGCACAGUAUUUGCUGUAAACUUACCAGAUUAAAGAAAUUCCCUCUUAUUUUAACUUUGCUAAAAGUAGUUAUAAUAAAUGGAUAUUAAAUUUCAGUAAUGUUUUUUGUGCAUUGAUAUGUGAUUUAUCUCUUUAAUUGUUUAAUGCGGUAAAUUAUGUUAAUAGGUUUUCUAAUUUUGAAUCUUGACUUCCUAGAUUAAGUUCAAUUUAGUUAUGUAAUAUCUUUUUAUACAUUCUGGAUUUGGAUCAAUAAAGUUUUCUUUACAAUUUUUAUGUGCAUGUUCAUGAGUGGCUAUAGCAUCAUAAUUUUCUUUUGUUGUGAUGUCCCCCUCUGAUUUUACUAAUAUAUAUUAGCUUUUCAAAAUGAGCUGGAAGAUAUUAUGUUUUGUUUAUUUUCUGUAUGAGUUUAUAUAUGUUUCGAAUUAUAUG